AUGUACCCCGCCUGCAACCAAUAUUCAUCCCACAACCCGCAGGAACUUCCUGCCCUUUCAACUACCCUCAACACCCAAAGAACCACAGAUAUGUCGUCUACCAACCAAGACGCAGCCUCGCUGCAAUAUACUUGCAACACUUGUCUUGUUGCCUUCCACCGCAGCGAUGCGCAAAGAGAUCAUAUGCGCAAAGACUGGCAUCUCUACAACAUGAAGCGUCGUAUCGCUUCCCUACCACCUGUCACUCUCGAAACCUUCAACGAAAAAGUUCUCGCCGCCAAAGCUACAUCCAACGAGGCUGCCGCCAAGGCCUCAUACGAAAAGACUUGCCACACAUGCAGCAAGGCAUUCUAUAGCGAAAACUCCUACCAAAACCAUCUCAACAGCUCAAAGCACAAGCAACGUGCGGCCCGCCUGCGCAAGGAUGGCGAUGCUGCGUCAGUCCAGAGCUCCGCCUUUUCUCUCGGAGAACCCGUCACCAAGUCCGACAAUGACGUUUUGAAGGUCGCCGACGACCUCAAGUCCGCUACCAUCGAAGAGCAAGAUGAAACCAUGGAGGAUGAAGCGGAUGAGGACGAGUUCCCAUCCACCCGUUGUCUUUUCUGCAAGACCGAAUCGAGCGAUAUCACCGCCAACGUGGACCACAUGCGCAAAGAGCACGGGAUGUUCAUCCCUGAGCAAAAAUACUUGGUAGACAUCGAUGGCCUUCUGAACUACCUAUACCGCAAGAUCACGGAAAACUUUGAAUGUCUCUACUGUCACACUCUCAAGAACAACGCACAAGCCAUCCAGACUCACAUGCGCGAUAAGAGCCACUGCAUGAUUGCCUUUGAAACCGAAGACGAGCAAGUUGAGAUCGGCCAAUACUACGACUUCCGGAGCACAUACUCCGACGACGAGGAUGAUUCCACUGGCGAGAGCGGUGGCGUCAAGGUGAACACCGAUGGAGACGACCAAGGAUGGGAAACCGAAAGUUCCGCUUCUUCCGUUGAUGAGGACGAUCUUGAAGACACCUUCCAAAGGGUACCGGGCGCCUACGAGACAGAUUUCGAGCUCCACCUUCCGUCUGGAAGGAGUGUCGGCCAUCGUUCCCUGGCCAAAUAUUACAGACAGAACCUGAACAAAUACCCUACCGCAUUGGAACGAGCCGCCCGCCAGCUUGCCAUUGAGAACGGUGAAAUCGAAGAAGAGGAGCCCCGUGGCCGCACCAACCAUCACCGCGCCCUCGUCACUCGUGCCAAUGGUGGCAUGGGCAUGAUUGGCGUCACCGAAGAACAAAAGAAGGCCGCCCUCACCUCUGAGCGUCGUGAAAGGACUCUUGCCCUUCGCCAGGAGAACCGCAUCAUGGCCCGCGUCCAAAAAGCCAACAACCACCAGAAGCACUUCCGCGAUCCGCUCCUGCAAUGA
Molecule: messenger RNA, 1407 nt
Organism: Penicillium bovifimosum
Lineage: Eukaryota; Fungi; Ascomycota; Eurotiomycetes; Eurotiales; Aspergillaceae
Product: putative C2H2 finger domain protein
Exons: 2
Coding region: 1-1407 (468 amino acids)
Biological process (GO): ribosomal large subunit biogenesis
Cellular component (GO): preribosome, large subunit precursor
Molecular function (GO): zinc ion binding; nucleic acid binding
Source: RefSeq, a predicted model, not a curated record